Molecule: messenger RNA, 389 nt
Organism: Meloidogyne enterolobii
Lineage: Eukaryota; Metazoa; Nematoda; Chromadorea; Rhabditida; Meloidogynidae
Source: the annotation of a GenBank genome assembly
UUAAUAGUUUAUGCAUUAACCAACACUACAACUCACUGCACUUCGUGACGACAACGCUGUGCUCAAUUCAACUAAAGGCUGCUUUUGGUUCGUCGCUGUGCUGCUCACUCUUGCUUUGGCGUCUCAGUACAAUGGCCGAGAAACGAGGAUGUAUCAUACAAGGGUUGUCUCCUAAACUAACUUUUUUUUCUCUUUCAGCUAAGAAGUACAUUCAUGAGCAUGAGGCUACCAUCGAGAUCCAAGACUCGGACAUGGGACUGACGUUCUUCAGUGGGAGCUCGCCGCCGCGGAUACAGAAGAUCGACAUCUUCUCCUACUUCUUUGGAUGGUUGUUCGUUGGAGACUGGAUCGUGCAGAUUGACAAACGUGUGAGUUUCUGCGAUUAUUAG